Molecule: messenger RNA, 267 nt
Organism: Dentiscutata heterogama
Lineage: Eukaryota; Fungi; Glomeromycota; Glomeromycetes; Diversisporales; Gigasporaceae
Source: the annotation of a GenBank genome assembly
AAAAAUGGCAAGCUUAGAUUUUGUGUAGAUUUUAGAAAAUUAAAUAAUGUGACAAAGAAGGACACCUAUCCCCUAUCAAGGAUUGAUGAUAUGUUGAAUAAUCUUGGUAAUGCUCAAUGGUUCAUAUCUUUAGACUUGACUUCUGGAUAUUGGCAAGUAAAAGUCAAAGAAGAGGACAAGGAAAAGACUGCAUUCAUUACUAAAUAUGGUCUUUAUAAAUUUAAUGCUAUGCCUUUUGGAUUGUGCAAUGCACCAUCUACAUUUUAA